Molecule: messenger RNA, 2017 nt
Organism: Cuscuta epithymum
Lineage: Eukaryota; Viridiplantae; Streptophyta; Magnoliopsida; Solanales; Convolvulaceae
Source: the annotation of a GenBank genome assembly
UGAAAAGCUACUAGCUGCUUUUACGUCAGUACGUACCUCGAAGUGAGUAAAAAGGGUGCGAUUCUACACGUGACACUGACGUGGAAUGAGCCAUUUAUGAAACAGAAUGUGAAACCCAAACAUGGAAAAAUUACAGGAAGAAAGAAGUCUUCUUUCACGAACCAGAGGAGCAUCCAUCCAUCGAUCGGAAUCCGGAAACGGAUAAAGUUCCUAAGUCGGAGGAAAGGAAGAGGAAGAGGAGAGCAGGGGUUGGUGAAAAGACAAAAUUAUGCAUCUAAUCAAUGCUCUGGCUUUGGUCCGAAUGGCCUCAAGGGAGAUGACGACAGGGACAGAGAUAGCAUUUGGCACCGUUACGUGGUAUGUCUAUGCCGGGAUCUCUUGCUUCCUAGUCCUCUUCGCCGGAAUCAUGUCGGGCCUCACCCUAGGCCUCAUGUCAUUGGGCAUCGUGGAGCUCGAGAUCCUCCAGCGCAGUGGAACUCCCACCGAGAAGAAACAAGCAGCUGCAAUAUUCCCAGUUGUUCAGAAGCAACAUCAGCUUCUUGUGACCUUGCUUUUAUGUAAUGCUGUUGCAAUGGAGGCCCUUCCUAUAUAUUUGGACAAAAUUUUCAACCAAUAUCUUGCUAUUGUGCUGUCUGUAACUUUUGUAUUAGCAUUUGGAGAGGUUAUUCCUCAAGCAAUUUGCACCAGGUAUGGACUUGCUGUAGGUGCAAAUUUUGUCUGGCUUGUUCGUGUGCUAAUGAUCAUUUGUUACCCGAUUUCCUAUCCUAUUGGAAAGAUCCUAGACUGGGUAUUAGGACAUAACGAGGCUUUGUUCAGACGAGCUCAGUUGAAGGCCCUGGUUUCUAUCCACAGUAAAGAGGCUGGAAAAGGGGGUGAACUCACACAUGAUGAGACAACAAUAAUUAGUGGAGCACUCGAUUUGACUGAGAAGACUGCUGAGGAGGCCAUGACACCUAUUGAGUCAACAUUUUCACUGGAUGUCAAUUCAAAACUAGACUGGGAAGCAAUGGGGAAAAUUCUUGCUCGAGGUCACAGUCGAGUCCCUGUUUACUCUGGCAAUCCAAAGAAUAUUAUUGGGCUUCUGCUGGUCAAGAGCCUUCUUACUGUUAGGGCUGAAACCGAGACCCCAGUUAGUGCUGUUUCUAUCCGGAGAAUUCCUCGAGUCCCAUCAGAUAUGCCCCUCUAUGACAUAUUGAAUGAGUUCCAGAAAGGUAGCAGCCACAUGGCUGCUGUAGUUACGGUGAAGGGAAAAAGUAAAAAGAAAAACUUAGUAGAAAAUGAGCAAUCUGAAGAGACUGCAAACACUAAUGGGGGUAACUCUCAGUUAAGUACUCUUUUGCUCCCAAAGAAGGAUCAGAAAAAGUCAGAUAGUGUGGUGGUUGAUAUUGAAACAAAUGGCCUGCCUCAGCCAUCAGAGGAUCUUGAGGACGGUGAAGUAAUUGGCAUCAUCACCCUGGAAGAUGUGUUUGAAGAGCUUUUGCAGGAAGAAAUUGUGGAUGAGACAGAUGAGUUUGUUGAUGUACACAAAAGGAUACGUGUGGCGGCAGCCGCAGCUGCUUCAUCAAUGGCACGUGCUCCAUCAAUUAGGAGGCUUACAGCCCAAAAGGCAGCUGGAGGCCAAAGUAGACAAGGACAGACUCCCAAAAAGUCCAAUGACGAUAUUUCUGGUUCGAGAAGAGGACAUCUCGAUGAGCCUCUUCUCGGGAACAAGAAGUAAAUAACCCCAUCAACGAGUUUCCCUAACAGGCAGAGUUAUUUAAUUUGUUUGGACUGAAUCCUCUGACAAUGUACCAUCAAGAAUACCACUUAGAGGUGCUGCAAAUUUUGACGGAAUCCAAAUAUAACUGAGUUUCGACUUUGUGAAUAUGUAAUACAAAUUCAUUCCCAGUCUUCUACUUUUUCCCAUAUGGAACUGAUAGUGAGGUAAGAAAGAAUAAUGUCAUGUAAAAUGUGGCUUCUUUUUCUUCAUAUUGAAGAUUUUUCUUUUAAAUAAAAUAACUAGGCUUUCUAGUGCAUA